UCUCAGAGAAGCUGUCAGAGACCGUCAGCAUCGUCCCCGUCACUCAGGGUCUGAUGUCAUCAUCACCGGCUGCAACCAUCGCUGCCGACCUGUCGACCUUCGACCUCUGGCACGUCCACAUGGACCUGCACCGCCGCUCCUGCCCCAGUGUCACCGUGCAGCUCCCGGUCUUCCCCCCUGAAACGGACAACAUCAACAGUUCCUCCAGGCGUCCGUGGUCGUCGUCUGAGUCCAGAGACAGAAAACUCUGUGAGGAUUCAGAUUCUCUCGGCAGCUCCUUCAGAGAAGACAAGCGUUUCCACAGCAACGCUGUGGCUGGUUCCAGAGUGGAUCCGGUUCAGGUCGCUGUCACCAGAUCCAGAGAAAAUCUUCCUGACCAUUUGGCCCCCCCCUCUCUGACCAGCUCAGACGAGAGCGCCUCUCCCAUCGCCUCCCUCCCCUGCUCCCCCUGCAGUUCCACCACCAACCUACAUGGAGGAAAUAUCAUCUGUUCCCCGACCUGUAGGGGCCCCAGGAAGUCGACGGCCCCCGCCCUGCGGUUCACCAGGCAGCUGAGUGUAGGUGGAGCGGGCUCUUCGUCCUGGAUCCACCUGAACAACAGCCACUACCCAUUCCCCAACAGGAAGAGGCCCCGGAUCUCUGAGGCCGCCAGGAGGCUCGGGAUGUACUCGUCCUGCUGAGACGCCACAAAGGUUGUUUCACCGUGUUUGAGAAUUAAAGACGUUAUUCUU
Molecule: messenger RNA, 731 nt
Organism: Paralichthys olivaceus (Japanese flounder)
Lineage: Eukaryota; Metazoa; Chordata; Actinopteri; Pleuronectiformes; Paralichthyidae
Source: RefSeq, a predicted model, not a curated record